AUGGUUCGAGUCCUCCCAUCACUUCUCGCCAUUGGCGCGGUAUUGGACCAGGCAUUGGCCGCCUGUCUUUCUACGCCCAAGGCUACAACGCUGAACGGGACAUACACUGGUGUCCGCAUCCGCGAGUUUGAUCAAGAGGCUUUUUGGGGGGUACGCUAUGCAAAGGCUUCUCGUCUUCGUAACCCUCAGUCCUUGACCGAUUCUUGGGAGGGCGUAAGGUCUGCGGCGUCUUACGGCGCACUCUGUCCGACCACACCCAACCCGACUGCUUUCGCCGACGCAGGGUUCAAGUACAGCGAUGACUGCCUCAACCUCAAUAUUCUCCGUCCAGCCCGUACAACACCUGGUGACAAGCUGCCUGUUGCGGUAUGGAUCCAUGGAGGUAGCUUUUCAGCCGGUUUCGGGCCUGACGGCAAUACAAACACAUCCUAUGUCGUCAAGGCGAGCGUGGAAAACGAGCUUCCGAUCAUCACAAUCACGCUCAACUAUCGUCUCGGCUUCCUCGGCUUUCCUGGAGGUCCUGAUGCCACGGCUGCUGGCAUCACGAACCUCGGUCUCAAGGACCAGCAUCUUGCUCUGCGCUGGAUUCAGGAGAACAUUGCCGCGUUCGGUGGCGACCCUGACAAGGUGACCCUCUGGGGUCAAUCGGCUGGCGCCAUGUCCAUCACCCACCAGCUCCUUGCCUACGGAGGAAACGGUGCUUCCGGUCUGUUCCGCGGCGCCAUCGCCGUGAGCGGAACCGGCGGCCUGGGCACUAAUAGCCUGACCCCUGACGAGGCGCGAGUGUCGCAGGCCUACGACACCGUUCUUAACCUGACCAGGUGUGCGAAUGCCGGGGACAGACUCGAGUGCCUACGAGAGGUAGACUACAAGGCCCUCUACGACGUCGGCCAGCAGGCCUCCGCGGCGGCAGGCCUUGCGCCCUUGUGGUGGCCCUCCGUCGAUGGGGAUUUCAUCACCGAGUCCCCGAGCCUGCAGCUCGCCGCCGCUCAGCUGCUCCAGCAGUUCUUCGGGCCGAUCGAGGAUGACGCGACGCUCCUCUUCAUUCUCGGCGCUCUCUUCUUCCCAGCUGCCCGGCCAGAGGUUCUGCAGAAGAUCCUCGACGCGUACCCCGUGGACGCGCCGUCGCCGCCGUACUCGUUGCCCAUGAAAGCUGCCAGUGGCGAGGACGUCUUCUGCGACGCCAUGAAGGCGGCAGGCCAGCUCUGUGGAGCGCAGUAUAGGCGCACGGCCGCCAUUUUUGGCGACUUUCAGAUCAUCAACGGGCGGAGGUUCUUCGCGGAGAGUCUUGCUAAGCAGGGCGUUGACGUGUUCAGCUACAGGUUCGACACGAACCCGACUUCCAUUCCGAUCAGCAGCAUCCUGACGCCCGGUUUCACGGCGCAUUCCACCGAGUACACGUACUUCUUUGACCUGCCGCCUGGGUAUAACAUGUACGGUAUGAACCCGCAGGUUGUGAACAUCAGCUCUCACCUCGGGCUUUCGAGGGGCAUCGUGGAUAAAUUCAUCUCGUACAUUGCUACUGGUGAUCCCAACACGUUUAAAGUGGACGUUAUCCCAAAGUGGCCUACAUACGACUUGGCGUCACCGAAGAAUAUGCUACUCAACGCGACCGAGUCUGAUAACAAGAUCAAUGUUCGUCUUGAGCCCGAUACGUGGCGUGCCGGAGGCAUGGCUUUGUGGCCGCAGUAUCCGAUUGAACUUGACCUUGGAAGUACAUGGAGGCCACAGACGUGA
Verticillium alfalfae VaMs.102 is the source of this 1737-nucleotide messenger RNA. RefSeq names its product para-nitrobenzyl esterase. Lineage: Eukaryota; Fungi; Ascomycota; Sordariomycetes; Glomerellales; Plectosphaerellaceae. The transcript is spliced from 4 exons. The coding region runs from base 1 to 1737 and encodes 578 amino acids. The record is from RefSeq and is a predicted model, not a curated record.